AACAAGGUCACACUUAUUCCGCGAGCACAUUUUGUAAACAUUGAAAUCCAUAAAUAUGCACAAGCGAAGAACUGCCAAGUCAAUAAAUAAACCACCACCGAUCCAAGGACCAGUGAAGAAACCCGUGCCAGUAGCGGAACCUCCGAUCGACGAGGACCUAGUCACUCAAUUUGAAGUGGAGCUCUGCUGGUGUGUGCAGCAACUGCAGAUUGCCCUCGACAGCGGAAAACUAAGCCAGAAAGUGGCCGAGGAUACCGCCAAGAAUUUGAAGAUCCUGACCAGCACAACAGCCCCGCUCAUUAGGAAGCGCCAAGUGAUGAAACUAUCCAUGGGCGACUACCGAUCGAAAAUGCAAGAGGAGGAACGCAAAAUGGUGCUGGCCUCCAAGCAAAUUAAGUUUACACCUACCACUGACACAACCAGGAAGUCUAGCUUCGUAAAAAAGUCCGCGCUUCUGACUUCUGGAAAGGAUUUCCGCUUCGACUUUGCUUUGCCCUCGGAAGACACUAAUAAAAAGGAGUCUCAUCCGGAAACAAACUUUAAAUUCAGCAGUCUUCAGCAGGACAAUUCCGGAAGCCCUUUUAAGUUCAACUUUUCCAUCGAAGAGGAUUCGGCCAAUAAUAUCAACUUCAAAGGCUUGAAUUUAAAUAAUUAGUUUAUAAUAAGAACGGCUGAAAAGAACCGGAUAAUGUUUUUUUUAUAUCCAAAUAAAAGGCUAAUACAAAAAUGUUCAAUACUUAA
This is a messenger RNA of Drosophila ficusphila, 741 nucleotides long. RefSeq names its product UPF0488 protein CG14286. The record is from RefSeq and is a predicted model, not a curated record. The transcript has a single exon. Lineage: Eukaryota; Metazoa; Arthropoda; Insecta; Diptera; Drosophilidae. The coding region runs from base 56 to 655 and encodes 199 amino acids.